This is a messenger RNA of Podospora anserina S mat+, 2412 nucleotides long. RefSeq lists its product as uncharacterized. Gene Ontology annotation, molecular function: zinc ion binding; DNA-binding transcription factor activity, RNA polymerase II-specific; transcription cis-regulatory region binding. The transcript has 5 exons. Gene Ontology annotation, cellular component: nucleus. The record is from RefSeq and is a predicted model, not a curated record. NCBI's taxonomy places the organism in Eukaryota, Fungi, Ascomycota, Sordariomycetes, Sordariales, Podosporaceae. Gene Ontology annotation, biological process: regulation of DNA-templated transcription. Bases 1 to 2412 code for a protein of 803 amino acids.
AUGGAUGUCGACUCUACGGACCGGCCAGACGCUGCUGGCGCACUCAAGACAGACAGCGUCAGGGAAUCGCCCAAGGAUCACAACAGCCGCCGGGCCGCUGCAUGUCUCGUGUGUCGCAGAAGCAAGAUCAAGUGCGAGAAGGGACGCAUGCCAAACGACGAGCGCUGUCAACGUUGUCUCCAGUUGGGGGUGCAGUGUGUUCGACCUGAUUUCCAUGUUGGACGUCGCAAAGGGGUCAAGAACAAGCGAACUGGACUGGAGAAGGCACUGCACCAGGUUGAGCAGGCAGUGAGGAGAUCAGGGACCAGCAUUCAGGGGAUCGAGGCCACCAAGGUUGUAUCCGAGCUCAAAGUACUUCUCGGGUCGGGCUCGGAAGGGUCUAUGCCACCAGGCGACACCAUCCAGGUUGGUGGACGAAAGCCGAACCCGCGCCGAGACUCGAGACAGAGCGACACGCUCCUUCCGGACGCUUCAUCUGACGCCGGAGACAGCAGCGCUUCCGAACAGGACGGCAUGAGUGUACCGCCGCAGGGAUCGACCCCAUCCCAGGGUCACGCUGUCGAGGAGAGUCUUGCUGUUGAUGAUGCUGAGAACCCGCUCCAACUUCUUGCGCGCGCAUCCGACCUUCAUGUGUCCCCAAAGUCUGGGAACGAUAGCCUACCGGCAGAAGCUGCCUCUCAUCAACGAGCACGCCAGACCAAGCAACCCGACCAGCCAUCGGAAGUGGAAAAGUUCUUUAAGCUCAGCCAAUUCAGCCUCGAUGUCGGGACGCAUACCCGCUGGGGCCUUGACCCAGUCUUGUACACAGCAUCGUUCACUCGUUCCCGGUCCGCCUUUCUCUUCACGUCAAUAUGCGCCGCCUCGGCCCUCUUCAUGGCCGCUGCCUCGGCCCUGUCCCGUCGCCUCUCGAAUCACUGCCAAGCUCUCGUGAACCGCAUCAUCCGUGACCGUUACCGCUCCGUCGAGAUUGUCCUUGCCUUCAUGGUCAACGUCCCCUGGAUGGCGCCCGGGAAACACAGCACCGAUGACGAAACCUGCUGGUACGUCAGCAUGGCGACGACGAUGGCGCUUGAUCUCAGUCUGCACAAGAUCCUGGUCUCACAACAGAGCGUAAACGGCCAAGGCAUGGGAAGUAUGCCGAUGCAAGUUCCGAGAGCAGACUGCAUCGACCCCAAGGUGGCGCUUUCGCUGGACGGGUUCUCGGAGGUGGAUCCGAACAGCGAGUAUGGCAGACGGCUGCUGAGAAGAAGGGAACGGUGCUGGAUUGCCCUUUUCGUCUUGGAAAGAGGCAUGUGUUUGGCAAGAGGUCGGUGCUACACGGUUCCCAUCACGCCCAUCCUCAAGGGGUGUGACCAGUGGCAUUUGUCAAAUAUUGCAGACACGAUGGAUGGGCAUCUUGUUUCCAUGGCGGUGCUGAGGAGAGAUUUGGCGCAGGAUGAUUUAUUUGCGUCUAUCAGGGCGGUCUGUGAUGGCUCUCGGGAUGGAAGAACCGGGGGCGGGAUUAUUGCCACCUCCAGGAUCCAAAUGACCGUUGACAAAUUCUUUGACGAAUGGCAUGCUAAAUGGGGCAUCUCAAUCGGCACCGGGCCGCGUAUGUCUGAAGGUUUCAUGCGCAGCCCAGAACCGCUGUUUGCUGACCAAGCGGCAGAGCAUCGACUGCCGCCGUAUGUGCAAAUCCUGGUGACCCAUACCAGGCUUUCCAUCUACAGCAGCGUCAUCAACCACCCGACGGCUCCCACCGAAGUGCGCCACUUUUUCCAUGCGGCCGGCCUCUCAUCUGCGCUCAACGUCAUGCGAGCUGCAAUCCAGGGCGAGAGCCAACUGUCCAGCAUGCCCAACAACACAGCCAUCAUGAUCUCGUUCGCCGCGUGCUUUGCUCUUCGUCUCAGCGGCCAGCUGCCGGGCAAUUCCAACCUGGCACCAAGCGUCCGAGCCCUCAUUGAGGAAACAGCAGAGGUCCUCGAACGCAUCGGCUCGGCAACAAAGCAUCGAGAUGGCAUGUCGGCAUUGUACGGAAAAUAUCUCAGAUGCAUUGUCAAAAAAGCGGCGCUAUCAGCAAACGAGACCGCCCCUCGCCCCCGGACCGGUCACCACCAAUCGGAACCUCCCACGCAACAACACCAAGCCACAGCACCGUAUGCGAGACACAGUGACGCCAAUAACCACAAUCACGCCCGCGGCAGCUUUAGUAUGACGGACGCCAUACCACCCAACCCGGCUGUUUCCGGCUUCCUGGAACCGCCCAUCUGGUCCGAGCCAAUCCAGUUCUCGUCCAUGUCGGAUGAUCAAAUCGUCGAGGCACUCAGCAGGGUCAAUAACGAGUUUGACCCAGCCCUCAACAUGUAUCCCUGGGACGACGCGGCGGCGUUGGAUUGGUUGAACUGGUCAAACCUACCGGACUUUGGUACUUGA